CCUUGCUGUCUCCCUGUAUCCUCUUUAUUUCCUCUCCUCCGUCUUCCACCGAUCUCUCACAUUCCCUUCCCAUCUCGUGGUUGUUUCACACAUCAAUAAAAUAUGGCCAGCACAAUAGCACGUACUGAGGAACGCCAGAAUGCUGGCACCAUGGAACUCAAAGAUGACACUGUCAUCAUAGUAUUGGGUGCCUCCGGAGAUCUUGCAAAGAAGAAGACCUUCCCGGCACUUUUCGGCCUUUAUCGCAACAAGUUCCUCCCCAAGGGUAUCAAGAUCGUCGGAUAUGCCCGGACAAACAUGGACCAUGAGGAGUACCUGAGGCGUGUGCGCUCAUACAUCAAGACCCCCACCAAGGAAAUCGAAGAGCAGCUGGACAGCUUCUGCCAGCUCUGCACUUACAUCUCCGGUCAAUACGACAAGGAUGACUCGUUCAUCAACCUCAACAAGCACCUCGAGGAGAUUGAGAAGGGCCAGAAGGAGCAGAACAGAAUCUACUACAUGGCCCUCCCCCCUAGCGUUUUCACCACCGUUUCCGACCAACUCAAGCGCAACUGCUACCCCAAGAACGGCGUUGCUCGUAUCAUCGUAGAGAAGCCUUUCGGCAAGGACCUUCAGAGCUCGCGCGAUCUCCAAAAGGCUCUGGAGCCUAACUGGAAGGAAGAGGAGAUCUUCCGUAUCGACCACUACCUGGGUAAGGAGAUGGUCAAGAACAUCCUUAUCAUGCGCUUCGGAAACGAAUUCUUCAACGCCACCUGGAACCGCCACCACAUCGAUAACGUUCAGAUCACAUUCAAGGAGCCCUUCGGUACCGAGGGACGUGGUGGUUACUUUGAUGAGUUCGGCAUCAUCCGUGAUGUCAUGCAGAACCACCUUCUCCAGGUGUUGACGCUGCUCGCUAUGGAGCGCCCCAUUUCCUUUUCCGCUGAGGACAUCCGUGACGAGAAGGUUCGUGUCCUGCGUGCGAUGGACGCCAUUGAGCCCAAGAACGUCAUCAUUGGCCAGUACGGAAAGUCUCUUGAUGGCAGCAAGCCCGCCUACAAGGAGGAUGAGACCGUUCCCCAGGAUUCCCGCUGCCCCACCUUCUGCGCUAUGGUCGCCUACAUCAAGAACGAGAGGUGGGACGGUGUUCCCUUCAUCAUGAAGGCUGGCAAGGCCUUGAACGAGCAGAAGACCGAGAUCCGCAUCCAGUUCCGUGACGUUACCUCCGGUAUCUUCAAGGACAUCCCCCGUAACGAGCUCGUUAUCCGCGUCCAGCCCAACGAGUCCGUGUACAUCAAGAUGAACUCCAAGCUGCCUGGCCUGUCCAUGCAGACGGUUGUGACUGAGCUCGACCUCACCUACCGCCGCCGCUUCUCCGACCUCAAGAUCCCCGAGGCCUACGAGUCUCUGAUCCUGGAUGCUCUGAAGGGCGACCACUCCAACUUCGUCCGUGACGAUGAGCUGGAUGCCAGCUGGAGGAUCUUCACCCCUCUCUUGCACUACCUGGAUGACAACAAGGAGAUCAUCCCCAUGGAAUACCCCUACGGCUCCCGCGGACCCGCUGUCCUUGAUGACUUCACCGCGUCCUUCGGCUACAAGUUCAGCGAUGCUGCUGGCUACCAGUGGCCCUUGACUUCCACCCCCAACCGCCUGUAGAUAAGGGCGGUCGGCGUGUUACGAUGGAUGAAGAUGAAAAACAAAAAAAGAAAGUGCCACAAAAAGGCUAAAAAAAGAUGUUAAUGCGAUUGAUUUUCGGUCGAAAAUCAUGGUAUGACGGGGCAUCUGGGAUGAUAUGACAGAAAUGAAGCACUCGGGACUAUUUAUCGGUCGGCUGGGCAAUGACUG
Messenger RNA from Aspergillus piperis CBS 112811, 1824 nucleotides. Its product is annotated as glucose-6-phosphate dehydrogenase. Gene Ontology annotation, cellular component: cytosol. Bases 103 to 1635 code for a protein of 510 amino acids. Gene Ontology annotation, molecular function: NADP binding; glucose-6-phosphate dehydrogenase activity. The record is from RefSeq and is a predicted model, not a curated record. The transcript has 10 exons. Gene Ontology annotation, biological process: pentose-phosphate shunt, oxidative branch; glucose metabolic process. Lineage: Eukaryota; Fungi; Ascomycota; Eurotiomycetes; Eurotiales; Aspergillaceae.